Molecule: messenger RNA, 2420 nt
Organism: Galdieria sulphuraria
Lineage: Eukaryota; Rhodophyta; Bangiophyceae; Galdieriales; Galdieriaceae
Product: Cu2+-exporting P-type ATPase
Exons: 3
Coding region: 22-2373 (783 amino acids)
Biological process (GO): copper ion homeostasis; monoatomic cation transport
Cellular component (GO): membrane
Molecular function (GO): P-type divalent copper transporter activity; copper ion binding; ATP hydrolysis activity
Source: RefSeq, a predicted model, not a curated record
UUGCUUUUUCCAAAAUCCAAGAUGCUGACCUAUCGAAUAAUUGUACAUUUGGAUGAAAACGAAGUGAUGAAAUGGAGAUUAAGUGACAGUAAGGAAUGCAAGAACGGUGAACAUGUCAAUCCUAAAAUAAGACUGAUGCGGUUGCUACAUGCUCGUAACUUGGAGUGUACCGUCGUGAGUGGGAAUACAAGCAAGGAGGCUCAUCAUUCGCAACUAAGAAAGAGGUUGGAGAUGGAAGCAAACAAGUUGUUGUUGCGAUGCAUUGUUUCAGCCAUUUUCACUAUUCCUAUUAUGAUAUUUAGUUUUGGUCUCGCGAAUCAUGUUCGUGGCGUCAAUACACGUUUAGGAAAGUCACAAAUAACUGUAGCAUAUUUAGUAGAAUGGAUAUUGGCAACCUUUAUUCAGUUGAUUGGAGGAUAUCCUUUCUAUCGAGGAAGUUAUUUCGCUAUUUUUCGAAGUCAUCGACCCAAUAUGGACGUAUUAAUAGCUUUGGCGACAUCAACUAUCUAUGUCUACUCAGUUGCAUCUCUCAUCUAUUACUCGAUUGUGGAUCAACCCGGUCGUGAUAUAGACUUCGAUUCCAGUUCGAUGUUAAUUACUAUCAUAACAUUUGGUAAAUGGUUGGAAGCUAUUGCAAAGAAGAACGCUGCAAAGGGUUUUGAAAUGUUUGAUGAACUCGCUCCUAAACAAGUUACUGUUGUUUUCAAGGACGAGAAAGAAGACUUCGUAGAGGCCGAAGUCGUCAAUCCGGAGCUUGUUAUGGUUGGUGACAUUAUCAAAGUAUUGCCUGGAGAGCGUUUUGCAGUGGAUGGAAUAGUAGAGGCAGGAGAAAGCAGUGUAGACGAGUCGACAAUUACUGGAGAGUCAUUGCCAGUUCAUAAGAAGUCAGGAGAUUCCGUUUUUAGUGGAACCUCCAAUGGAAAUAGUAUUCUUUAUGUUAGAACAACUGCAAGUGGUUCACAAAACACCGUGUCACAAAUACUUGAGUUGGUAGAAAAUGCUCAAAAUUCGCAUGCUCCCAUUGAGAGUAUAGCCGAUACAAUAUCUGCGUAUUUUGUUAUUUGGAUUGUCUUAAUCGCCAUCCUUGUAUAUCUUAUAUGGGUAAUACUUAUUGAGAAAAGAGUUGUCCCCGAUACUUGGUAUGACCAUCAGAGUCCUAUUAUUUUUAGUUUGGUCUUUUCGGUAUCUGUAGUUGCAGUGGCGUGUCCAUGUGCAUUGGGAUUAGCCACUCCUUCAGCAUUUAUGACAGCGUCUAGUGUUGCAGUUCGAUUUGGAAUAUUAUUAAAGGAAAGUGCAGCAGUCCAGUAUUUAUAUAAUGCAGCAUGCGUUGUUUUCGAUAAAACAGGAACCUUGACGCGUGGAUUCCCGAAAGUCUUGCAAGUUCAACAACUGAACAUAUUUGCAGGUCUCAACCAGGACAAGAUAGUGAGUCUCAUAGCACAGGUAGAGAGCCAUUCGGAUCAUCCUUAUGCAAAUGCUAUCGUUCGUUAUGCUGAGGAAGAAAGAGGUUUAGAGGUUUCGAAGCAAGUCCAGUCUUUUGAAGAGAAACCUGGAUGUGGUGUAGAGUCUGUUAUUGAAAGUCAUGAAAUAUUUGUAGGAAGUUGGAAUUGGAUAAAAUCGAAAUGUAGCUCAUCACAAGGUGGAAAGGAAGAUGACUUGUUAAACCAUCAACAACGACAACUCCUAAAUGAGUGGAUGGAAGAUGGAAGCAGCGUCGUAGUUGCAGCGAUAGAUAACGUUCCUUGCAUUGCAUUUCGAGUACACGAUGAAUUGAGACCUGAAGCAAAACAAGUCGUUGCCUUUUUUCGAGAAAAGAAGAAAAUGGAAUGCUGGUUAGUAACUGGCGAUAAUGAGAACACCGCAUUUUCCGUAGCGAAAGCUGUUGGUAUCCCAGUAGAAAAGGUUGUUUCUCAAGCAUUGCCUGGGGAUAAAGUUAAAAUAUUAGAAAGCUCUAUAGAGAAAUAUAGAAAUGUCUCUGGAAAGUAUUCCUUUUUCAAACCUCGCGUGGUUUUUGUCGGAGAUGGAGUGAACGAUGGUCCUGCAUUAGCAAUGGCAGAUGUCGGUAUUGCUAUGGGCUCCAAGAAUCAGCUGGCAGCAGGAGCAGCUCGUGCUAUUGUGAUGAAUGAUAAUCUUCAUGGACUUGUUACUCUUUUUGACCUCUCUAGAGUCACUUUUCGCAGAAUUCUUCUCAACUAUUUUUGGGCAUUGGUUUAUAAUGUUGUCUUUGUUCCAGGUGCUGCUGGAGCAAUGUUUCCUCUUAUUCGACAGCAAAUGCCUCCUUGGUUUGCUGCCAUUUUAAUGGCUUCUAGUUCUCUCAGUGUAUCUUUGUCUUCACUUUUGUUAAGGUUCUACCGACCUUUGAGAAACAUAUAAAGGUUGAAUUUGCGAUUCUACGUUGGGAUAAAGAAUUGGUCUCUUUU